UAAAAUCCAAAAUGAGACCUAAAAAGGCGCAACUAGAGAAGGAUGAAAAUGGAAACCCAUAUCUCACAGAAAAGUUCUUAGUUGAUCUAUGUGAAGAGAACCAACAGUACAUGACUCCUAAGCUAAACACCUGUCUAUAUCUGCAUUAUAAAGGCUUUUCCAAAAUAGAAGCUUUAGAGAAGUACGUCAACUUGGCUUGUCUCUGGUUAGAAAGCAAUGGUAUUAGAAGGAUUGAGAAUAUCUCCCACCUCGAGGAACUCAGGACUAUCUAUCUGCAUCAGAACAUCAUCAGUAAGUUAGAGGGUCUGUCUACUCUGACUAAGCUAGUCACCCUUAACCUUUCUCAUAAUAAUAUUAAGAAGAUCGAAAAUCUGGGAGGCUGCUUCAGUUUGAAAAAUCUUGACCUCUCCCACAACAUGAUUAUUGAUUACAAGGACUGUAAGGGCCUUAGCGACUGCAAGAGCCUGACUUCUGUCGACCUUUCUAACAACCACAUCGAGUAUGAGGAAGGUAUCCUUGAUUUCUUCUUCGAGCAUCAAAAUUUCCUCUGAUUCUACUUCAAAGGAAAUCCAGCUCUGAGAAAAAUCAAAAUGUUUAGAAAGAAAGCCAUCAAUGGAUUUAAAAAGUUAAAAUACCUCGAUGAUAGACCAGUCACCGAACUUGAAAGAAUAGCUUCAGAAGCAUGGUGCACUGGAGGCCAUGAACUAGAGAUGCAAAAGAGAAAGGAAUACCAAGAAGCAGACCUCGCCAAGAAGAGAACUUAUUACUGUAGAAAUAUGGUGCUUCAAGAAGAAUACAAGAAGUACAAAGCUAUCAAAAUCGAGAACAUGAAGAAAGAUACAAGAGAAAAGAGAGACAAGUUAAUGGAAAAGAAGGAUAAAUUAAGAGAAAUGAUCAGAAAAGCCAGACCACACACUGAGGAGAAGAAAAAGAUGGAAUAUGAAAUGGAAAAUUUAGACACUGAACUUAACCACGACAUGUUUGAUAUCCUCAAGGAUGACAAUAUUGCAGUUCCUCCAAUGAGAAGAGUCGCAGAUCAGAGGAAUCAACCUGAAGAGCUUAUUAGAAGAGAGCAGAGUAGAAGAGAACAACUUGAGGAAGAAGCAAAAGAAAGAGCGAGACAGGAAUAUCUUGAUAGAGAACGUCCUGAUCUUCCUAAAGCCCCAGGACUGAUUCCAACUCCUGUAGCAGAGCAACCAAGAGUAAAGAGUAAAGCUGAAAGAAUGAGGGAUGAAGGAGUUGUAAUGUCGACUGACUCUGAAAGUGAGAAUGAUCCUACUCUCCCAGCAAAGAGGGCAGGAUAUAGAAGAGAGAUAUUCAAAUGGGAUGAAUUUUAUGAGAAUAAACUUGAAGAAAUUCUUAUCCAACAUAUGUUCGAUUUUACAAAAGCAGCUCAUGAGUUCUCAUCAAUGGUUAACAAUUUUGAAGAUGAUAGCCCUGAAAACAGAUUCUACUAUGAAAUUAACCCUAAAAUACUCCAAAUGAAGUGGACUGAUGUUGAAAUUAAGAAAUACAGAAUCGUAGAAUUUACUAAAGAUAAAGAAGAGCAAGACGAAGACUCUGAAGAAGAUCUUCCUCCUCUAGAUGCUUUUGAAGAUGAUGAUCCAGUUAGAACUUAUAGCCAAGAACCUGCAGAAAAGCCGGCAGAAAAGAAACCUCAAACUAACUUGUUCCAUCAAUUCAGCUCAAGUGAUAGCGAAGAGGAUGAUCAAGAAGGAACUAAUUUUGAAGAACUGGAUUAAUUCAA
This is a messenger RNA of Moneuplotes crassus, 1747 nucleotides long. NCBI's taxonomy places the organism in Eukaryota, Ciliophora, Spirotrichea, Euplotida, Euplotidae. The record is from the annotation of a GenBank genome assembly.